This is a messenger RNA of Bursaphelenchus okinawaensis, 306 nucleotides long. NCBI's taxonomy places the organism in Eukaryota, Metazoa, Nematoda, Chromadorea, Rhabditida, Aphelenchoididae. The record is from the annotation of a GenBank genome assembly.
AUGAUCAAAGAGAUAACGUAAGUCAAAACUUUAAAAUUUACUUUACUCUACCCUGAAUUUUUAAAGUUUUUAAAAUUUUUUGUUAAAAUUCUUCUUUUCAGUAAUCCCUAUACUAGCCACUGUACGAAUGCUGUUGAAAUCUCGCCUAGUUUUAUUAAGAAAGCAUGGAAAGAUAACGAUAUUGGCUGUACACAAAAAGAAGAUUCAUCAGUGAAUUCUGAUAAAGAUUCAGGAUCUUCUGAUUCUGACAGUGAUUCAGAUGACGGUUCGGAGAUACCUAACGAAGAAGAUGACAAUUUUGAAUAA